AUGUACUAUUUUGGCUGGGCUCUCGGUUUGAUCGUAUUUUUUGCCGAUCAAACCGUAAGUUCAGUUCAAGGUGGUGCAUUUUUGAAGCUGCGUUUUCACGUGGAAGGUCCUAGAGGAGCUGAGAAGGUGAAGAAGAGAAGGAAGAUGGAGAAGAUGAUGAAGAAGAAGAGGAAAGAGAAGAAGAAGAAAAAGAAGAAGCAGAGAAAGAGAAGAAGAAGAAGAAAAAGAAAAAGAGAAAAAAAGAAAAACAAAAAGAGUGAAUGAGAAGGUGAAGAAGAGAAUGGAGAAGAUGAAGAAGAAGAGAAGGAGAUGGAGAAGAUGAAGAAGAAGAGAAGGAAGAUGGAGAAGAUGAAGAAGAAGAAGAGGAAAGAGAAGAAAGAAAAACAAAAAGAGGUGAAGAAUGGAGAAGAUGAAGAAGAAGAGAAGGUUUUUUUUUCUUCUUUCUGA
Molecule: messenger RNA, 447 nt
Organism: Bursaphelenchus okinawaensis
Lineage: Eukaryota; Metazoa; Nematoda; Chromadorea; Rhabditida; Aphelenchoididae
Source: the annotation of a GenBank genome assembly